AAUCCCCCUGGCAUUAACAGCGUCGUCUUCGUUUUCAACCGACUUGGCAUCGUCCAUUCUUUUCCGACUUUAUUUGGUCUAUCACUCAUAGUGUUCUUUUUCCUCAGAGCCGUCGUCUAUACCGCUUCUGAUAAUGGGCCGCGUACGUACCAAGACCGUGAAGAAGGCUGCCAAGCUGAUCAUCGAGAAGUACUACACUCGAUUGACGCUUGACUUCCACACCAACAAGCGAAUCUGCGAGGAAAUUGCCAUCAUCCCUAGCAAACCGCUGAGGAACAAGAUCGCUGGGUUCGUCACCCAUUUGAUGAAACGUCUUCAACACAAGACUGUCCGUGGUAUCUCCAUCAAGUUGCAAGAAGAAGAGCGUGAGAGGAGAGAUAACUAUGUCCCUGAACAAUCUGUCUUGGAUAUGGACACUAUUGAAAUUGAUUCAGAGACCAAGGAGAUGUUGAAAAUGCUGGAAUUGGAGAAAAUCCCAAAGCUUCAUGUGGUCAAUCCCACACCAACUGGACAUACUGGUGGACAUGGUGGUCAUCCUCAUGGUGGUCAACGUCGUUAAAAUUUCUGUAUUGCCCAUCUCCUUGUUUGGUUGUAAAAUACAAUCUGGUAUCAAGGACAAA
Messenger RNA from Daphnia carinata, 620 nucleotides. RefSeq names its product small ribosomal subunit protein eS17-like (gene RpS17). The coding region runs from base 134 to 559 and encodes 141 amino acids. Gene Ontology annotation, cellular component: ribosome. The record is from RefSeq and is a predicted model, not a curated record. NCBI's taxonomy places the organism in Eukaryota, Metazoa, Arthropoda, Branchiopoda, Diplostraca, Daphniidae. The transcript is spliced from 4 exons. Gene Ontology annotation, biological process: translation. Gene Ontology annotation, molecular function: structural constituent of ribosome.